CUCUUAGCUCUUUAGUCAUAUUCGCUGUGAGUUUGCUAGAGUGCGGUCGUGAAGUGACUAAACGCGGACGUUCAGUUAAAAAAAAGUUGUUUUUACCGAUUUUAAUAAAUUGAAAAAAGAAAAGAAAUAACGUUUAAAAAAAUAAAUAAUUUUUGAAUAUGUAAAGAAGAAAUUAAGAAAUGAAAUAUCUAAUACGAAAGCCAGAAUAGAAAGUGCAAAAGAAUAUGAAUAAAAUAUUGUAAUAAAUAUUGGUGUUUAAUUAAAAAAUAAAAAUAUACAUACCUAUAUGUAAAAGAAAUAAUAAUUCAUUAUGUGAGAGUAUUUUUGGUGUGAAAGAAAAAGAGUCAAAAGAAAAAUUCGCAAAUAAAAAUCAAAAAAAUAUUAAUUAAACGUGUGUGUUUGUUGGUGUUAUUUUGUUCAUAAUAUUUUAAAUAAUUGAGAGCUAGUAAAGGAAGAAGAAGUGUGGCAAGAGAAGUGCGAAAAUCAUAAUACAAGUAAUUUGUGUUUGAGAGCUCCACUAAUUAAAAUCAAUUUAAAAAAUAUUUAAUAUAAUAAAAAAAAGUAGAAGAAGAAUAUACACAAAAUAUGUGAAUGAAAUCUAGCAAAGAAAUAUUUGAGAAAUCAAUCAAUAAAUAAUUGUAAAUGAAAUAAUAAAAUAAAAAAUAAUAUUGUUUUUAUUAAAAAAAAAACCUAAUUUACGUAAAAAUAAGCUACAUAGUAGGUACGUGUAAUAAGUGUGUUUGUUCAAAGUUUGCGAAUAUUAGAAAAGAAAAAAAAUAUAAACAAAAACAACAAUAAUGUUUUGUGUGUGCUUUUGUGCGUAAUAUUGAGGUCAUUCAUCAAAUAUCAUCAGAGUAGCAGAAUAAUAAUAAUAACAACAAUUUCUACAUCAACCACAACAACAAUAAACAAAUAUACAUACAUAUGUAUAAACAAACAUAUUUACAAGUGUAAUUUCUAAUACAAUUUUACUAAUGUUGUAAUGUAAUGUUGUCGUUUUUUCUGCCGAGUUCCGUUAUGUUUAGUUCAAUUGUUGUUGGGUGAUGUAAAACCAAAUAAAUACAUAAGAGAAGAAAACAAAAAAAUACUUAGUGGAAUUUUUGUUUCGGAAUCAAAAGAGAGUGAGCGAGUGUGAAUAAUUGUGCGUGCAAAUAACAACAACUAAACAGCUGCUUUUGCCCUUAAAUAAAACACAACAACAAAUAACAACAAAAACAUUAGCAGCAACAACAACGUGAGCUCCAACUAAAACUACGUAAUCAAAUUUUAAUGUGAAAUGAAAGGUGUUAUUUUGAUAAAUUAAGCUGUAAAUAAAAUAGACAUUUAUUUGUGAGUAAAACAAAACGAAUUGAAUCGAAUCGUAAAAACAGGUGUAGAAAAGCAAAUUAAAUUAAAUAUCAUUUAAAAAAAUUACUACCAUCCCCAAAGUAAAUAAAUAAAUAUGUAAACAAAAAUAAAGUGAGAUAAAAAAAUUGUUUUAAACACAUGUGUACAAAAAAAAUACAACAAUUGUUUUAUUAAAGAAAAUAACACUAACGAAUUAAUUAAUUAAUCAAUCAUUAAACAACUUUGUGUCAAAUACCUACUUUACAUAUAUUAUUUGUAUCUUCAUCUCUUAUAAACUGACUACAUAUACUAAAAUUCAAGACUAACUUGUUAACAAUUUUAACAAAAUAAAUUCAUCACCUGAAUAUAAAAAGUAAAAUACAAUGGCUGCUACUAGUGCUGGUCAUUUACAGCCACAACAACAGCAUCAGCCUACACAACAGCAGCAACAAAAAAUUAAUAACGCUUCUACUGCAAUGAAUAACAAUAUGGCUAGAAAUUCGCCACAGCAGCAGCAGCAACAACAGCAGCCACAAAUACAUAAUUUACAACAACAGCAACAUUUAAUGCAGCAAUAUGCAUUAAAACAGCAACAACAGCAUAACUACAAUAUGCAACAGCAUAUGCAUCAACAGCAAAUGAUGCAGCAGCAGCAACAACAACAAAUGCAUCAACAGCAAAUACAGCAGCAACAACAAAUGCAUUUAAAAAUGCAACAACAGCAACAGCAAAUGUUUCAAAAUCAACCCUCUCAAGAUGCUGCUACAAAUAUGAUGCCUUGUCAAAACUAUAUGACACCCAUGCCACAAACUCAAAAUAAAUUUGCUGGCAGCGGGUCGUAUAACAAUAAUACAGCAAAUGCACAAAUGCCGUCGCAGCAUUAUCAAAAUCAAUUUUCCAACACUCAAAGAGCUAUGCAACAGAAUGGAAAUUUACCAGCUGGCUUGGUAAAUGGUAAUAGUAGCAGCAACAACAGCAGCAGCAAUAAUAUUAAUAGUCGAGCAACUUGUAUACCACCCAAUGUUGUAGCUCCCUCGGCAAAUCAAAAUAUAUAUCCACAUCAAAAUAUGCAGCAACAUAAUCAUAAUGUUAGCAAUAACAAUAAUAUGUUAAACCAACAACACCAAUCCUCUACACAUUUUACCCAACAACAGCCGCAUCAGCAGCAACAAACUCAAAAGUUGCAGCAUCAACAUAACCAAUCUGAAUUGAAAAAUGUCAGCCACAUUAAUGCUCGACAUCAAUUGCAAACUAUGCAUGCAAAUACUAAGCAACAUGUUGCUAAUAAUAACAACGAUAUUAACAAUUGUAAUACCAAUUGUAAUGCUAAUUGCAAUACAAAUACAGCCAGUAAUCAUUUCAAUACAAAUGGAUUAAACUCAAACUCCAAUUCAAAUUCAAAUGGAAAUGGAUUAAAUUUAAACGGCAAUGGCAGCAACAUGAACAACAAUCACAAUCAUACAAUGUUAGCGGGAGUUAAAGCAAAUAUACCACCAGGUUGGCGUCGUCUUACCAACAAUAAUAAUGAAAUAGUUUAUAUAAGUCCAACUGGUUCUACUUUGCGUUCACCAUUUCAAAUAAAGGAUUACUUAUUGUCACCGGGUACCUGUAAAUGUGGUCUACCAUGUCCAUUGCAACCAGAAUAUUUCUUCGAUUUCAAUGUUCAGGUUCCUAAUACGCCACUAACAAUGCCAACAAACCAAAAUAAUAAUGAAUUUGAUUCCUCAACAUCAAACUCCUCGUUAACAUCACAGUCUACGACAUCGACAACGAUGUCGUCGUCGUCAUUACACGCCUCUUGUUCUCUGCAACAAUCUCCGCUAACGACGUCUACAGCGCCAUCUGGUGCAUUUGUUGUACCACCCAUGGAUACAUCAUCAUCAUCCACGUCAUCAUCGUCGUCGUCAACGUCCUCAUUAUCCUCCACGUCAUUAUGUUCAGCAACAGCAACUACAAUACCUUCAGCUACUUCACCGUCAUCUUUAACAUGUUUGCAUCUAAAACGUUUUCACGAUUGUCAACAAUUACAUGCACAUCCCAUGGAGUCGUUUAAUAAAGAUGCUAAACGUCGAAAAAUUGCCAACUCAGAGUCUAUACUUGAUAACAAUAAUACAUCAUUUUCCCCCGCCACAACAACAGAAGCAUCGGCAACAGCAGAGUCAAAAUCAAUAUUUACUUCGGAUGGCAGUGGUACAGGUGGACAGCAACAAACUAGUCAUAAUUCAACAUUUAAAAUGCUGCCACCACCCCUACAGCAGCAACAACAACAACAGCAGUUGUCAAAUCAUCAUCAGCAACAACAACAACAAUAUAUGCUAACAAAUCCCACUUACAAUAACAAUGGCAUGAUGGAAAGUGCUAAUAAAACAUGGCCCAAAGAUGAUAGAAUGUUACCAACGGCACCAUCAGCAGCAUUAACACAACAUGAAUCAGCUUCAUCGCACAUGACGAAUGCUGCAAGUGAAAAUGUACAAUGGUCAUCGAAUUUGUGUAAUAAACCACAAGGUAUAUGUCAGACAAAGCAGCAGCAUCAACAACAACAACAACUACAGCCACCAACAACGACAGCAGCAGCUGAUACCAACAAUAAAGAACACCAGCAACAACAGCAUCAACGACAACAAAUGGAUCACACAUCCUUGUAUAAAGAUGACCUCAAUGGUUAUUUACGGCAACAAACGUCAUUGGUACACAAUUCUAUGUUGAAUUUAGAAACUGGUCAAGAGCAAUCAGUGGCAGAGGCUGACGAAGAAGGUGAAGCAGAAGAAGAUGACGAAGAGGAAGGACAAGAAGAGGAAGAAGAAGGCGAGGAAGAAGUGGAGGGAGAUGAAGAGGAAGACGAAGAUAAAGUGGAUUCAGAUGAACAACUUGAAGAGGGUGAGAUAUUAAAAUCUAACAACACUUUGGCUGAUUGUAUUUCCAACGAAGAGCUUGAGGAUGAACUGGAGGAAGAAAAUCCUGAAGAAGAUUUUAAUGAAGAUGAGGCUGAAGAAGACGAUGGCGAGGAACCUGAGGCGGAAGGCGAUGAGGAGGACGAUGAAGAGGAGGAAGAAGAUAAUGACUGUGAAACCCAAACUGUCUCUAUAGACCAGACUGUGAUUGAUAAAACUUCUUUAGAUGUUUCAAAUAAUAAUAAUAAUAGUAACAGCCUCUUGAAUACUAGCAAUACCAUUAAUUAUUAUCAAAUGCCAAAUUCCCAAAAUCAAGCUAUAAAACAACAUCAUUUCACCAAUAUUCAAAAUAUUGUGUCACCUAGUCAAACCGCUAUUUCAAAUAAGUUUUCCUUUAAUACCUUAAAGAAUCCAACACAAGUUACCCUUACUCAGCAGCACCCUCAACAAAAUCUCUUUAAACAGCAACAGCAGUCAUCAGUUAGAACCCCUAUUAAACUAAUACCCACUGCUCAAGAAUCACCUGUUUCCUCUAGUACAGUGGGAGGACCACGUUCCACACCCGAUCUACAACGCAAGACACCAGAUAAUACCAAAAAACCCGAACAAGUAGGAGCUAUAUCCACCAGCAAUGAAAGUCCAAAACCUUGUCCUCCCUCACCGGCAGGAUCAAUAGAGUCGACAAGCUCCAAAGCUUCGAACUCUAAGGCAGCACCUUCCCCCCUACCCACACAAAUUACAACGCUUCAUUUGAAACCCCAACAGCAGGGGUCUCUUCAGAAACCUCAGCCCCAGCAGUUGCGUAUUCUGAGGCACAUUAAAAAUGCCGGUCAAAUACAACAAUUUUCACAGCAGCAGCCUCAUAGAAUAGUGGCAACUAAUACUUCACGAGCUACUGUCACCACUAUCGCUGGUAGUAGAGGAGCCACCACAACUACUACCACCUCCUCAUCAGGCCAGCGCAUUAAUCCCACAGCACCAACCCUGGUAAAUCAGAAAAUACAGGCAACCGUGCAAAAAGUUACAGCCAAUGGCACCACCAACAUACCCAUCAGUCAGCUGCAGCUACAACCGUUGCUAAGGUCUAACGAUAAUACAGGAAAUUCUCAAAUUAUCAUGACUUCCACUGGUCAACUUAUAGUAAUGCCGUCCUCGAAUAAUAAACCACACAUACAACAACAACAGCAAGUGAUAAUUGCUAGUGGCAAUGCGACAACAACGACACAAUCACAUGCAACAACAAAUGUAAUUAUACAACAACAGGGCACUCAACAAAUGGAUGUCUUAAACAAUACGGGACAAUUGACGACAGCCACACUGCAGCAGCAGUCCAACGGCGGCUACAUCGUCUCACAAGCUACAAACACGCAAGGUACUGCUACACAACUACAACCCACUACUGUCAUAUUGAAUUCGGGACAAAAUCUAAUUACCAACAAUGGUACCAAAGUCCUAACAAAUACCGGCAACAUCAUACACACAGCUGGCACACAACCCAUAAUUACAACAGCAAAUCAAUUGCUUACCACACCAUCAAAUACAGGCAACACCACAAAUGUGCUGGGCCAACAGACGAUGGUCUUGAAUGCUCUACCUAAUGGCGGCUAUGUUAUACAACAACAACAACCGCAAGCAACACAAACAGCAGCUCAUCAACCACAUCAGCAGCAGCAGCAAUUUACCACCUUGGACAGUCAAGUAGUACAACAUUUGGUGCAACAACCGGAUGGUCGUAUUAUUAUAACACAGGGGGAUCCUAAAAGAAGACCUAAAAAGCGCAAAACAUCGCCCGGACCCACAGCCAAUAAUCCAACGAAUAUUACUGCACAAAUAUCACCAACAAUACCAAAUCAAACUGCAUCUUUACUACAGCAGCAUGUAGCAAAUCUGCAAGCUGCAUCAACGGCUACUCAAGCAACAAAUCAGCCACAAGUGGUUCAAUUGACCACAGCACCAGCUGUUAAUACAGCUACAACAGCCACAUAUCCACAGCAAUUCCAACUGGGCAAUGGCAUACAAGGUAUAGUGGUGAAUAAACCGGCCUCAACAGCCACAAAUACACAACCUCAACAGAUAUUACUGCAAAAUGGUCAAAUAAUACAGCCCAUGAAUUUAAUCGGGCAACAAUUGAUUUUGCCAUCCGGCUUAGUGAUGGCUCCCGACACUACAUUGUUGCAAAUACAAAACGUUGGGUCAUGUGGACCUACCACCAACAUACUCACCACCACUCCGCAAGGUACCAUGAUGUUGAGAGCAACCUCACCACAAACCAAUAAACAAUUCAUACAAUCCACCACCACAGGUCAACAAUUUAUUGUCGGCAGUAAUGGCCAGUUAAGUCCAAUUGGUCAGAUCUAUUCUACACCCAUGGGUUUGGUAAUGCCCGCCAGUACACAGCAUAAUCCUACAGCUACGGCAACAUUUGUACAACAAAAUGCCACCAUACAAGUGCAACAGCCGCAUCAUCAGCAAGUAUCCACGCCACAGCAUAUAACACUGCAGGCUCUGCAGCAACAUCAGCAAAAUCAACUUAAUCAGCAACAGCAACAACAACAUCAACAUCAUCAUCAGCAGCAACAACAUCAUGUGGUUAACAAUCAAGUGGGUAUUGUUUUGGAAACAGCUACCUCCUCCACCACAUCGCCCAAUACACAGUUGGCCAAUUCACGCUCAGCAGCCGCUAGUCCUCCGGAUACGACUACACAUAGUCCCAGAAGUCCUGAGCGACCUCCCAGUCAUCGCAGUGGUGGCAGUGAUAUGGUUCAGUGUGUUUCCAGUUCCGAACCUGAUGGUGGCACUGUCUCACCCUUAAGCACCGACAGUCGCCAGUCACCCUCGACUACAGUUUGUGAGAAAGGCAUCGUUAUGUCAACCGCAUAUCAAAACACAAAUAUUUAUAAACCAACGGAAGCGAAAAUACGUCGUGUACAAACACCACCUCAAUAUCAGGUUGUGGGUGGUGGAGGUUCAACAACUGCCACCCAUAUUACUGGCUUAACAAACUUGACUUUACAGCAGCAGCAUCAGCAACAACACAAUACAGCAAAUAAUCCACAGCAUCAUCAUGCGGAUAAUGGUGGCAGCAACAAACCUGAUACUCAUGAUUCACCACAAAAUUCUCCCACUACAACGCUCAUGAUAACACCACCACCGCCUCGCACACCCACCCCACAGCAACAAAUGCUACAAAAUUCAUCUAUAUCUCUGAUGGAAUAUCAACAGCAGCAACUACAACUACAACAACAGCAGCAGCUGCAAUUGCAAACACCUUCGAAAAUUAUUAACAUAAGAAAUCGUAAUCGUUCUUAUAAAACUUCACCACGUAGUUCUAAUAAAUCUUUAGACAUGGUUGAUAAUACACCACUGUCGCCCUCAUCAUCUUCACCACCAUUGGCGGCCAGUUUACAACGUACUUUCGCUGUGGGUGAAUUAAUAUGGGGGCCAGCCCGUGGUUUUCCUGCCUGGCCGGGCAAAGUUGUAAAGAUUCUCGAUAAUCAGCCAGAAUCGGUUUGGGUUCAAUGGUUUGGCGGUGGUGGACGUUCAAAUACAGAAAUUAUGGCCAUACAUUUAUUACAAAGUCUUUCCGAAGGUCUGGAGGCUCAUCACAAGGCGCAAAAGGAUACAAGAAAGAGCCGAAAAUUAAAUUCUCAACUUGAAAAAGCUAUACAAGAAGCAAUGACCGAAUUGGAUCGUAUUUCAGCUACAUCAACAACAGCCACCACCACAUCCGGUUCGGCCAAGCAAAUUCAACAACCCACAUCAUCCACACAACAUCAGAACAGUCCCAACCGCGCCAAUAAACGCCCCAUACCACGUACUGGUGGUUACGAUUUGAUUGCCGGCUUAAAUAACAAUACCUCAUCGAAUGUUAUUUCAACAACAACAGGUUCAUCACAGUCCAGACACAAACCCAUUCGUAUAGCACCGGCACCACCAGGCGGCGCUGGCAACUCACCCACAAAAUCUUCAUCAUCUACAAGCGUUAGCCAAAUGAUCAACUCGUCGUCGCCGGCAUCAGUGUCCAAAUGACAUACUGCUCCCAAGGAUUUGAAUAAACCAGUGGUAAGUUCAAGUUCUGUAACGAAUACAACAACAUCAACUACAACAACUGUUAAUAAUGGCAAUCCACAGUUUUCGUGGUCCAUGCAGGGCUAUACUUUGGUAAUACAAAGGAAUUAAAUUGUCUUAUUUAAAACCAUAAAUGAAGUUGAUGAUGUUGUUAUUAGAAUUAUUUUGUAGCUAAUAGCAAGUAAUUCGUAAAUGUUUUGUAUGUAUAACUUUUUACAACUAAACUUUUAACA
This is a messenger RNA of Calliphora vicina (urban bluebottle blowfly), 8518 nucleotides long. RefSeq names its product six-banded (gene sba). Bases 1710 to 8246 code for a protein of 2178 amino acids. Gene Ontology annotation, cellular component: nucleus; chromocenter. The transcript is spliced from 9 exons. The record is from RefSeq and is a predicted model, not a curated record. Gene Ontology annotation, molecular function: DNA binding; chromatin binding. NCBI's taxonomy places the organism in Eukaryota, Metazoa, Arthropoda, Insecta, Diptera, Calliphoridae.